Molecule: messenger RNA, 246 nt
Organism: Colletotrichum orchidophilum
Lineage: Eukaryota; Fungi; Ascomycota; Sordariomycetes; Glomerellales; Glomerellaceae
Exons: 1
Coding region: 1-246 (81 amino acids)
Source: RefSeq, a predicted model, not a curated record
AUGCUCAUAGUCGUCUGUUCGUGGUGCUAUCAAGGUUUCGUUUCCACCCGUUGGUGUCGGACCUUGUCAAAGAAAGACGGGAUGAGCCACCUCCAUGCGCGCGUUCUUUGUGUGCCGCAAGGUGACAGGAGGAAGCUUCAGGCUUGCGGGCGCGACAGCCUUGGAAGGACGGCUUCAGGAAAUCUAGAUUCUGAUCUGCCGGAUGCUCCUCCGCGCCAUCCACACCCGAGGGCGUGCUCUCCAUGA